Molecule: messenger RNA, 525 nt
Organism: Cydia pomonella (codling moth)
Lineage: Eukaryota; Metazoa; Arthropoda; Insecta; Lepidoptera; Tortricidae
Exons: 2
Coding region: 139-525 (128 amino acids)
Source: RefSeq, a predicted model, not a curated record
UCGGAGAAAUAAAUUAAAUCUAAAGUUUUUAAGCGAUUAUCGUAGUAAAGUGUUACUAAAAAUUGAGUAUACGUCUAAUAUUCGGUAUAAAAUAAAAGAAAUACGUAAUAUUUCGAAUAAAUUAAGGAACAUCGGAACAUGGAAAGCACGAGGGAGGAAGAUUUACACGAAUUUACUGUAAUACAGUUAAAAAAUGAGCUCAGGUCUAGGUAUUUACCCGUCACAGGGAACAAGGACGAAUUGGUGGCGCGUUUACACCAAGACAACAUAUCGAAACAGGAACAUGGGAUAUUGGAAGAGUAUAAAAGGGAACGUACGAAAAGGUUAUCACAAGAGGUCGAACUUAAAAAUCUCCAAAUUCAGCUCGAUCAGAUAAAAAAGGAUGAAGGUAAUAAUGGUACUGCACCAGAAGCAGACAAAGUGUCAUUGAUCCUGGAGGGCAUCUGGGACUCCCGUUGGUCCAUUCCGCUAGCAUCUCAUUGUUGUAAGGAUGUGGAAGGAUUGCUAUCUCAUGCUGCUGCAUAA